AUCAGAAUUCGGCUAUCUCUAAAAUGGGCCAGCCAAUGGCUGCAGGGGUCACUGGUAUAUAAACCCAAACUGGACUAAUCUUGCUUGGGUGACCCCUAUUUCGGCUUUGGUGAACAGGAUCUGAUCCCAAGGACUGUUACCUCUUUUGUUGUCUUGUGUGCAGUGGUACAAUCGCAAUCAUGCCUUUCGGAAACACUCACAACAACUUUAAGCUGAACUUCUCAGUUGAUGAGGAGUUUCCAGACCUUACCAAGCACAACAACCAUAUGGCCAAGGUGCUGACUAAGGAUAUGUACGCCAAGCUUAGGGACAAGCAGACACCUACAGGCUUCACUUUGGAUGAUGUUAUCCAGACUGGUGUUGACAACCCAGGUCACCCCUUCAUCAUGACUGUCGGCUGUGUUGCUGGUGAUGAGGAGUCUUACGAUGUGUUCAAGGAUCUCUUUGACCCAAUCAUUUCUGAUCGUCAUGGUGGAUACAAAGCAACUGACAAGCACAAGACUGACCUCAACUUCGAGAACCUGAAGGGUGGUGAUGACCUGGACCCAAAUUAUGUUUUGAGCAGUCGUGUGCGUACUGGCCGCAGCAUCAAGGGAUAUGCCUUGCCCCCCCACAACAGCCGCGGAGAGCGCAGAGCUGUGGAAAAGCUGUCUGUUGAAGCUCUGAACAGCUUGGAUGGAGAAUUCAAGGGUAAGUACUACCCCUUGAAGUCUAUGACUGAUGCUGAGCAGGAGCAGCUGAUUGCUGACCACUUCCUCUUUGACAAACCCGUCUCCCCCCUGCUGCUGGCUGCUGGUAUGGCCCGCGACUGGCCCGAUGCCAGAGGCAUUUGGCACAAUGAGAACAAAACCUUCUUGGUUUGGGUGAAUGAGGAGGAUCACCUGCGUGUCAUCGCCAUGCAGAAGGGUGGCAACAUGAAGGAGGUGUUCAAACGCUUCUGCGUUGGUCUUCAGAAGAUUGAGGAAAUUUUCAAGAAGCACAACCAUGGAUUCAUGUGGAACGAGCAUCUUGGUUUCGUUCUUACCUGCCCCUCUAACCUGGGCACAGGCCUGCGUGGUGGAGUUCACGUCAAGCUGCCCAAGCUGAGCACACACCCCAAGUUUGAUGAGAUCCUGAAAAGACUGCGCCUGCAGAAGCGUGGCACAGGUGGUGUGGACACUGCUUCCGUUGGUGGCGUGUUUGACAUUUCAAAUGCUGACCGUAUUGGCUCAUCUGAGGUUGAACAGGUGCAGUGCGUGGUUGAUGGCGUCAAACUGAUGGUUGACAUGGAGAAGAAGCUGGAGAAGGGCGAGGCCAUCGACAGCAUGAUCCCCGCUCAGAAAUAAAGCGAGAGCCCUUCCUCUUUUUUUUUCUUGUCUUUUUUUUUUUAGUCCAUCAUGUAGUCUGACAGCAUUGCGGAGAAAACUGCUGCUCGAAAAGACAGUCUUGACUUUGCAUAUGUCUUUGCAUACUUCAUUAUCUUCUAUGUCAUUUCGCCAUCACUUUUUUCCACUUUGUUUCCUGUUCAGUCGGUAACAUCUUGGGAUCAGAUUCCCGGCACAGGUGUGAGUACCUGUCGUCGAGGCUUCACCUCAAUUUUAACCUUGGUUGUAAAAAGUGAAUCAAGUCAAUCAAGUUGUAUUUAAAUAAAAAUACCUCAUAAAAACA
Xyrauchen texanus (razorback sucker) is the source of this 1647-nucleotide messenger RNA. RefSeq names its product creatine kinase, muscle a (gene ckma). NCBI's taxonomy places the organism in Eukaryota, Metazoa, Chordata, Actinopteri, Cypriniformes, Catostomidae. Gene Ontology annotation, molecular function: creatine kinase activity. The record is from RefSeq and is a predicted model, not a curated record. The coding region runs from base 180 to 1325 and encodes 381 amino acids. Gene Ontology annotation, biological process: phosphocreatine biosynthetic process. The transcript has 8 exons.